Messenger RNA from Larimichthys crocea (large yellow croaker), 4447 nucleotides. It is a transcript of the gene syde1, whose product is annotated as synapse defective Rho GTPase homolog 1. The transcript has 14 exons. Gene Ontology annotation, molecular function: GTPase activator activity. Gene Ontology annotation, cellular component: synaptic membrane. Bases 172 to 3144 code for a protein of 990 amino acids. The record is from RefSeq and is a predicted model, not a curated record. Gene Ontology annotation, biological process: signal transduction; cell migration; regulation of Ras protein signal transduction. NCBI's taxonomy places the organism in Eukaryota, Metazoa, Chordata, Actinopteri, Sciaenidae.
UCCUGUUCUGCAGCUCUCAGAGUCAGAGCGAGUGAGGAGUCGGAGUCAUGGCCGAACUGAAAACUGUGAACGUGAUGAAGGAGCGCUGACUCCUCUCUUCUCCUGCUGGAUUCUUCUUCUUCUCCUGUCCAGGAGGACUGAGGAGAAGGAGGAGGAGGAGCGGGGUCCACCAUGGCUGAGCCCCUGCUCAAGAGGACCUUCUCUAGGCUGAGAGGCAAAGACAGAUCCCGCAGGAAGACCGACCCCAAACUGAGCGGUGAGCAGCUGCAGACGUUAAACAUCGUCAACAGUUCAAAUGUUCCCGUGAAGUCGGACGCUGUCCUCCAGACGUCUUCAUCACCGUCAUCACCAUCCAUGGCGACCACUCGGACAGCAGCUGACCCUGACCCGCCCUCACCGCCACGGAACCACAUCACAGUCGCUAAGAAACAGUCGUGGGCACGACAGGGGUCUGCGGCUCCGCCCACCAUCCUGCCCUCAAGCCACGCCCCCAGAACCUCCGAGCGACCAUCCCAUGAUGCACCUGGGCAAGUGUGGAGUCAGAGGCUGGCACAGGAUAAGACGGAGCAGUGUGCUGACAGGAUGACCGGCUCCUCCUGUGCUCCAGUCAGCUCGACGACAGUCCACCAGGAGGUGCUCCAUCCACCAGGAGGUUCCCCUGAUGCGCCCUCCACCUCCGUCACCUCCGUCAGCAACAAAUCAGGCCAGCGUGCGUAUCUACAAAGCCUGGAUCGGAGCAGUCGAGCCUGGGUGCUGUCUUCAGGAAAGGUCCAGGCUUCAGAUGAGGCCUGUGGGCGGCAGGAGCAGAGCGGCAGCAACAUCUGGUACAACCCGAUCCCUGAGGAGGAGGACGGAGGAGGAGGUGCACGAAGGGAGGAGGAGGUGUGGAGGAGGAGGGAUGAGAGGGAGGAAGGAGCAGCAACAAGGAGGGUGGGGCCAGGAGAUACCAGAGCCGAGACGGGAGGCAUGUGGUUCGGGUCAGCUGAUGGCGACUGUCCACUGGAAGGCGCCAACCCGAGUGUUAGCCACCAUGCUGGUGACAUCACAGCAGAGCGCACAGACCACCCCCCCUCAGACUCUAGCCCCGCCUCCCAGAAGAAAGGGGGCGUGUCCGGCAGUGUAAUGGACAGGCUGAGGUCUCCAGGUACGGUGAGGAAACUCUCCAUGAAGAUGAAGAAACUUCCAGAGCUACGCCGCAAACUCAGCCUCCGCUCCUCACGCACCCAUCGCCACGGAAACGACACCAGAGGGGGCGGAGACGAGUCGACGAGUACAAACACAACGUCAUCAUCAGCCAAUCAGAAUGUAAUCAGCAGAUAUCACCUGGAUAGCUCCGCCCCUCCAGCCAGACCUCUGCGGCGAUCAUCGAGAGGACGCUCGGCGAGCAAAGGAGGUUACCUUAGUGACGGGGACUCCCCUGAGCUGCUGCCACGGCAACAGGCCCCUCCCCUCACAAGUUCCCAGGAAACGGCGUGUGACGUCAGUUCCUUCCGACUGUACGUGGGCUCUGAUCCACAGCGAUGCAGCCAGAGGGUGACAGGUUUACUGACCGUCCACCUGUUGGGCCUGGAGGAGAUGAAGACCAGCAGGUCCGAGGACAGUAAGGAGGUCUUCCUCGCCAUCCAGAUCGACGGGGCGACGAGAGCGAGGACCGCCCUCCUGACCCUGCGAGGCUCCGCCCUCUCAUUAAACCACGCCUUCCACUUGGAGCUGGAGCGAGCCCGCCAGCUCCGCAUCGUCGUCCUAACACCAGCAGCCGGUCCACAGGCAGCCGGCAGGUCGAGAUCAGGGACGGACCCGGGUCGGACUUCAGGCGGUCCAACAAGAAACAGAGUGUGCUGUCUCGGUGGAGUCUCUAUCCCUCCACUCUUUAAAGGGAGUCGGAGUCAGCAGCUCUGCGUGAAGCUCGAGCCCAGAGGACUUCUCUAUGUCAAACUGUCUCUGCAGGAGAAGUGGGACACUCAGCCCAGCUGUGACACAUCAGUGCCUGCUAAUGUGUUUGGAGUUGAACUGCACCACCUGGUGGAGAAAGAAGGAUCUGCAUCCCCAAUCCCUCUGCUGAUCCAGAAAUCUGUGGCAGAGAUCGAACGAAGAGGACUGAAGGUGGUUGGUCUGUACAGACUGUGUGGUUCUGCAGCUGUGAAGAAGGAGCUCAGGGAUUGGUUUGAGAGGAACAGUUCAGCUGUGUGCCUCAGCGAGGACCUCUACCCCGACAUCAACGUCAUCACAGGUAUACUGAAGGACUACCUGCGGGAGCUGCCGUCUCAGCUCAUCACCAGGACUCUAUAUCAGGUUGUCAGGGAGGCCAUGACCCUACGACCCCCACCUGCACCACCUGCGACCCCUGAUCCUCAGCUGGCCCAGAGCACUGUGGAGCUGCUGUCCUGUCUACCACCUCCAGAGAGGGCCACCUUGUCUCUGUUGCUGGACCACCUUAGCCUGGUGGCAUCCUUCAGCUCAUCCAACCGGAUGACCCAUCAGAACCUCGCCGUCUGCUUUGGCCCAGUGCUCCUCACCCCGACCCAGGAGGCCUGGAGAGCAGGAGGAGGAGGGAGGGGAGGAAGAGGAGGAGGGAAAGGAUUUGGUCACGGUGAGGAGAUAGCGAGUGCGGUGGACUUCAAACGACAUAUCGAGGCGCUGCACUACCUGCUGCAGCUGUGGCCAGUGCCGACCCACCGAGUCCCAGUAGAUGACCACAUCGACCUGCGUCCGUCCCCCAUCCUUCCCCCGAACCUCUUAAGUCAGCAGCAGCGACAUCCUGCACUGCGAUUGGCUCUGCCCCAGAACCGAGAGGAGGAGGUAGUGGUGUCACGUCGUGGCCGUGGCGGUCUAGCCCGGUUGGAGAGUCCACCACCAAUCAACCGGUACGCCGGAGACUGGAGCAUCUGUGGUCGAGAUCUUCUGUCCGGACAGGAGGCCGAUUAUGACGAGGUGGCAGGAAGUGAGAGUGACGGAGGCAGCGGGGAUGAGGAUGUGGGGAAGAAGCAGUCGUGGUCUUCAUCCGGAGGAGGUGGAGGUCUGUAUGUGGACGACUUCAUGGAUUUUGACGCUCCGUUUAACUGCCGACUCAGUCUGAAGGACUUCGAUACUCUUAUCCAUGACCUGGACCGAGAGCUGGCCAAACAGAUCAACAUCUGUCUGUAGAGGAGGAGCAGGAGGAUUGAUGAAUAAAGCUAUAGAGUUUAGGUUUAAAACACAUCUGUUGAAGGUCCUGUUGAAGGUUCUCUGACCGUUGGGAAGUUUCAGGAGCUGGAGGUCAUUAAGGUCACCUGGAUGUUGUUAAAGUCUCCAUUCACACCUUCAUUCAGGUGACUUCAACCUGACUGAUGGAGAAAAGAGCCUCCAGAUAUCAGUUAGACUUUCAGUUAUACCUGAUCCAAACAAACCAGUCCAGCUGACUACGGGAACCUUUAACAGACUCUGACCUGAUAACUGAGAACCUUCACAGAUCCGUUCAGUCUCAACUGAACAUCAGAAUACAAUUAUGACAGCAGACUGACCUCAGAUCAGCUGUUAGUCUGACCUCUGGAGACGUUUCAGGAGCUCUUCUCUCAUAAUAAUCAGAUUUAAAUAUGAGAAUAUGAAGUCAUAUUUAUUUUACGACACGUGUGUGAUGUUAGAUUAGUGAACGCUCUGAUCGGGUUGAUUCUGUGUUCUCAGUCCAGAUAAAUUAAUUUAUUUCUCUGAUCCAAAGAUCGAUGCAACUUCAGUGUCGACACAAAGGAGGAACCAAAGCUCUUCAGAACUUUAUUAUUUUUAUUGUUGUUGAAGGAUGAAGACCCUCGGACAUCGCACAAGUGAACUGAACUGUGUUGUUGCUGUUGUGGAUAUCAGGGUUGGGUCCUGUUGGGUCCGGUCAGGUCUGGUCGGGUCCUGUCGGACUGUGUUGGGGCUGUUUGCACUGUUGAAGCCAUAAUUUGACGUCAAAGAGAACAAACUGAAGAAGUCAUCACUCUGCUGCUUUGUCCAAUCUAGUCCCUGGCACUGCUGAUCAGCUGACAUCUUUUUAGUUUUAUUCGACACAUUUGGACCUGAAGAUUCCUCUCAAGUUCUGAACCCGGUUUUUCUCUCAGAUAUGACAGAUGAGAUGACACAUCGUACAUAUCGGACACAUUUCAGUUGGUGGUCUCUGCAGGUCUCUGGACUCUGUGGAGCAGCAGAGUGAUGAGCUCACAUCAGUGUUUUCACGGUACAGUUCGUCACUGUGAUGAAGGAAUACGAUGCCAUAUUCAGUGUUAUGUUUCAUCUGUUUGUUCUUCGACAGUAUUAUUUUGUUUUGCACAACUUCAAUAAGCACUUAUGUUUUUAUGAUGAUGACGAUAUUUCUAUGCAGAUGAUGUAACCAAAGUGUUGAAGCACAGUUCCUGUUGGAACAGACCACAGCAGCCUGUCUGUACGUGUUAUUAACCCGACCAACUAUUAAACACAUUGUUAUUAUUAUUAUUCA